Molecule: messenger RNA, 948 nt
Organism: Xiphias gladius (swordfish)
Lineage: Eukaryota; Metazoa; Chordata; Actinopteri; Istiophoriformes; Xiphiidae
Gene: sh3gl2a
Product: SH3 domain containing GRB2 like 2a, endophilin A1
Exons: 8
Coding region: 16-948 (310 amino acids)
Biological process (GO): synaptic vesicle uncoating
Cellular component (GO): glutamatergic synapse; presynapse; cytoplasm
Molecular function (GO): protein binding
Source: RefSeq, a predicted model, not a curated record
GUGGACUUCACUGAAAUGGAAAAGAAGGUGGACACUACUGCUCGGGCAGUGCUGGACAUCAUGACCAAGACCACUGAGUAUCUGCAGCCAAACCCAGCCACCAGAGCCAAGAUGAGCAUGAUGAACUCCAUGUCACGUAUCCGGGGCCAGGAGAAGGGACCAGGCUACACACAGACCGAGACCAUCCUGGGAGAGUCCAUGCAGAGGUUCGGCAGGGAGCUCGGAGAGGAGUCCACCUUUGGCCUUGCUCUGAUUGAUGCUGGGGAAGCCAUGCGUGAGCUUGGAGAGGUUAAGGACGCUCUGGACAUGGAGGUCAAGCAGAACUUCAUUGAUCCACUGCAGAACCUCCAUGAAAAAGAUCUCAAGGAGAUUCAACAUCACCUGAAGAAACUGGAGGGUCGCCGUCUGGACUUUGAUUAUAAGAAGAAACGUCAGGGCAAAGUGACAGACGACGAGAUCAAACAAGCACUUGAGAAGUUCGACGACUCCAAGGAGAUUGCUGAGCAGAGCAUGUUCAACCUGCUGGAGAGUGAUAUUGAACAGGUGAGCCAGCUCGCCGCGUUGGUCCACGCUCAGGUAGAGUACCACAGCCGGGCUGCUGAGAUCCUCACACAGCUCUCCAGUAAGAUCGACGAACGGAUAAGGGACAUUUCUAACAAACAGAGGAAGGAGUACAUGCCUAAACCACGCACUCUCUCUUCUAACUCUGCUCUUCUUCUCUUAUAUGUCCAACCGUCUUUCUUUUCUCCAGCCCCUAUGGACCAGCCCUGCUGCCGUGCACUGUACGAUUUUGACCCUGAGAACGAAGGUGAGCUAGGCUUCAAGGAAGGUGACAUCAUCACCCUGACCAAUAAGAUCGAUGAAAACUGGUACGAGGGGAUGCUGCACGGCAACUCUGGCUUCUUCCCCAUCAACUACGUGGAUAUCCUGGUGCCGCUGCCCCACUAG